ACAGCAGAGGAACAGCUGUUGACUUGUGGAGCCUUUGUGUCCUGAGCUGGCCUGGGCUCCUGUGCUCUCUUUUCCCUCUGAGGUGCUGCUUAGUGAAGAGGAAGCCAUGGCCCUCCGGGUCACCAGGAACACGAAAAUUACUGCUGAAAAUAAGGCGAAGAUCAGUAUGGUAGGCGCCGAGCGAGUGGCUGCAUCCAAGGUGGGGCUGAGACCAAGAAUGGCCCUCCGAGACAUCGGCAACAAAGUGAGCAAGCAGCCACAGGCCAAAAUGCCUCUGAAAAAGGAAGCAAAAGCUUUAGCUGUUGGCAGAGGAAUUGCUAAAAAACUACCAAAACCUGUGGAAAAGGAACCCAUGCCUUUGGAGCAGGAGUCCAAACCUGAGCUAGAGCCUGAGCCCCCAAGAGAAGAAAAGCUUUCACAUGAACCUGUUUUGGUAGAUACUCCCUCUGCAAGCCCAAUGGAGACACCUGGGUGUGCUCCAGCAGAAGAAGAUCUGUGUCAAGAUUUCUCUGAUGUAAUUCUUGCUGUGAGUGAUGUGGAUGCCGAAGAUGGAGCUGACCCAAACCUCUGUAGUGAAUAUGUGAAAGAUAUCUAUGCUUAUCUGAGACAACUGGAGGAAGAGCAAGCAGUUAAGCCAAGAUACCUACUGGGUCGAGAAGUCACUGGAAACAUGAGAGCCAUCUUAACUGACUUGCUAGUGCAGGUUCAAAUGAAAUUCAGGUUGCUGCAGGAGACUAUGUAUAUGACUAUUUCUGUUAUUGAUCGGUUCAUGCAGAACAAUUGUGUGUCCAAGAAGAUGCUGCAGCUGGUUAGUGUUACUGCUAUGUUUAUUGCAAGCAGAUAUGAAGAGAUGUACCCUCCAGAAAUUGGCAACUUUACCUUUGUGACUGAUACCUAUACUAAGCACCAAAUCAGACAAAUGGAAAUGAAGAUUCUAAGAGCUUUAAAUUUUGGUUUGGGUCAACUUCUGCCUCUACACUUCCUUUGUAGAUCAUCUAAGAUUGGAGAGGUUGAUGUUGAACAACAUAUGCUGGCCAAAUACCUAAUGGAACUGACUAUUUUGUAUUAUGAUUUGGUGCACUCUCCUCCUUCUCAAAUUGCUGCAGGAGCUUUUUGCUUAGCACUGAAAAUUCUCAGUAAUGGUGAAUGGACACCAACUCUACAGCACUACCUGUCCUACACGGAGGAUUCCCUCCUCCUUGUUAUGCAGCAUCUGGCUAAGAAUAUAGUCAUGGUGAAUUGUGGACUUACAAAGCACAUGACUGUGAAGAACAAGUAUGCCACAUCAAAGCAUGCUAAGAUCAGCACUCUGGCACAACUGAAUUCUACAUUGGUUCAAGAUUUGGCAAAAGCUGUGGCAAAGUUUAGCUUAUGAACUCAGAAUACUGUAUCUUCAAAUAAACUUGGCACCAUGUGCUAUCUGUACAGACUACAUUACACAUACUUUUAAUAAAGUUUAUGGUCCUUUUUUCUCAAUGGCUACUUCUGCUCUAGGAUAACCUAAAAGUAGUCUGAAAGGUAAAUUGUGGAGGAUACUAAAUGACAUCUUACCUGGGGACCCAACACAUCUAUAUAUUCCCUGCAUGAAUACUUCGUUCUCAUUUUAUGUACCUGGCUUUUACUUUACUGUGAAGUACUAAGCUAAAGUAAAAAUCUUAAGCACUUCAUUCCUAGUCCCUGUUUCUUUUGGUUAUCACUGUCAUCAGCUUUAGCUAGUCUCAACUUUUUCACUUGGGGAAAGUAAUAAUUUGGCUUUAACUUGGCUCACUUUUUAUUUGUUAAAAAUACAAUAACU
Erinaceus europaeus (western European hedgehog) is the source of this 1795-nucleotide messenger RNA. Its product is annotated as G2/mitotic-specific cyclin-B1-like. Lineage: Eukaryota; Metazoa; Chordata; Mammalia; Eulipotyphla; Erinaceidae. Gene Ontology annotation, biological process: regulation of cyclin-dependent protein serine/threonine kinase activity; mitotic cell cycle phase transition; mitotic metaphase chromosome alignment. Gene Ontology annotation, cellular component: nucleus; mitochondrial matrix; cytoplasm. Gene Ontology annotation, molecular function: cyclin-dependent protein serine/threonine kinase regulator activity. The record is from RefSeq and is a predicted model, not a curated record.